This is a messenger RNA of Scomber scombrus (Atlantic mackerel), 7199 nucleotides long. It is a transcript of the gene tjp1a, whose product is annotated as tight junction protein 1a. Gene Ontology annotation, cellular component: plasma membrane; bicellular tight junction. Bases 366 to 5504 code for a protein of 1712 amino acids. Gene Ontology annotation, molecular function: cell adhesion molecule binding. Gene Ontology annotation, biological process: positive regulation of blood-brain barrier permeability; cell-cell adhesion; protein localization to cell-cell junction. Lineage: Eukaryota; Metazoa; Chordata; Actinopteri; Scombriformes; Scombridae. The transcript is spliced from 30 exons. The record is from RefSeq and is a predicted model, not a curated record.
CCGAGUGAUGCCUACUCUUCCCAACUUUUCAUCCAGAGGUCGGCGAGGAAACAUUUAAAGCGAGCUGGUUUAAUUUCUGCUUUUUUCUUCUUUUCCCCAACUCGAGUUUCUUCCAUGAGUCGGUACUUGACUGGACUAACGUUAACCUUUCAUGCGACGAAGAUAAGAUAAUGAACUUUGGACUUUCCUCACGGCUUUUCGUGACAUGUUUCCCGUCGUCCCGGAUAAAAUAAAAUAACAACGUAGCCCGGCGUGGCGGCAGCUGGGCGAAAAUUCAACUGGAGGGAAAUAGCGCACUCACACCAAGUGAUUAUCAAAACAAAGACAGCAACUACUUUUAACCUGAAGCGGAAUAGGAGUGUAAAAUGUCCUCCAAAGCUUCAAAUAAGAGUGCAGCGAUGGAGGAAACCGUCAUAUGGGAACAGCACACAGUGACCCUUCACAGGGCACCAGGAUUUGGGUUUGGUAUUGCCAUCUCAGGUGGGCGAGACAACCCUCAUUUCCAAAGUGGAGAGACAUCCAUUGUGAUAUCUGAUGUUUUGAAAGGAGGUCCUGCAGAGGGACUACUGCAAGAAAAUGAUCGAGUGGUGAUGGUCAAUGCAGUCUCUAUGGACAAUGUAGAGCAUGCAUACGCGGUGCAGCAACUCCGCAAGAGCGGCAAAAAUGCAAAGAUAACUAUCCGUAGGAAAAGGAAAGUACAGAUCCCUGUUUCUCGGCCAGGAGACAGAGAAACAAUGUCAGAGCACGAGGAAGAGGAUAGUGAUGAGGAUGAUGGCUAUGAGCACCACAGUGGACGUGGUGGCCAAAGUGCCUAUGGAGGAGCAAGUGGAGGCACGGGCACUGGUAGACGUGAACGUAGCAACAGCAGCAGGCGGGAUCACAGUGCCUCGCGGGAGAGGAGCAUCUCACCACGCUCCGAUCGCCGAUCACAAGCCUCUUCUGCUCCACCCAGGCCUGCUAAGGUCACCCUUGUCAAGUCCCGCAAAAAUGAAGUAGAAUAUGGACUGCGGUUGGCCAGCCACAUAUUUGUGAAGGACAUCUCUCCUGAGAGCCUCGCUGCCAGGGAUGGAAACAUCCAGGAGGGAGAUGUUGUACUGAAGAUCAAUGGCACAGUUACAGAGAACCUAUCACUGAUAGAUGCCAAGAAGCUGAUUGAGAGGUCAAAGGGCAAGUUGAAGAUGGUGGUGCAGAGAGAUGAUAGAGCUACGCUGCUCAACAUUCCUGACAUGGAUGACAGCAUCCCAUCAGCCAAUAACUCCGACAGAGAUGACAUUUCAGAAAUACAUUCACUGACAUCAGACCAUUCCAAUCGAUCCCACGGGCGAGGCAGUCGAUCACGUUCGCCUGACAAGUCGGAGCUAUCGGACCAUCUCCGUCACUCACCUCGGCAGAUCAGUAAUGGCAGCCAUCGAAGUCGAGAUGAGGAACGCGUGUCCAAACCUGGGGCCAUGUCUACACCAGUCAAAAGCUCUGAUGAUGGUGUCUUGUCACAGGCCAGUGACCAAGCCAGCUCCAGAGAUGACAAACUGUUACCUCCGCUGCCUGAACCAAAGCCAGUUUAUGCACAGCCUGGUCAGCCUGAUGUGGACCUCCCUGUCAGCCCCUCUGAUGCUCCUGUACCCAGUGCUGGUCAUGACGACAGCAUUCUCAGGCCAAGUAUGAAGCUGGUCAAGUUCAAGAAGGGAGAGAGUGUCGGUCUGCGGUUAGCUGGAGGGAACGACGUGGGAAUUUUUGUGGCGGGAGUUUUGGAGGACAGUCCUGCAGCCAAGGAAGGGCUGGAGGAGGGAGACCAGAUUCUCAGGGUGAACAACGUUGACUUUGCUAACAUCAUUAGGGAGGAGGCUGUGCUGUUUCUGCUGGAUCUCCCAAGAGGAGAGGAAGUUACAAUCCUGGCUCAGAAAAAGAAGGAUGUGUAUCGGAGGAUAGUGGAAUCGGAUGUGGGUGACUCCUUCUACAUUCGCACACAUUUCGAAUAUGAAAAAGAGUCGCCAUACGGGCUGAGCUUUAACAAGGGCGAGGUUUUCCGAGUGGUAGAUACUCUGUACAAUGGCAAGUUAGGCUCCUGGCUCGCGAUUCGUAUUGGCAAGAACCAUCAGGAAGUGGAAAGGGGCAUCAUCCCCAACAAGAACAGAGCUGAGCAGCUAUCCAGUGUGCAGUACACCCUCCCCAAAACACCAGGAGGCGAUAGAGCAGACUUCUGGCGAUUCCGUGGAUUGAGAAGCUCCAAGAGGAAUUUGCGGAAGAGCAGGGAGGACCUGUCAGCCCAGCCAGUUCAGACCAAGUUCCCUGCCUAUGAAAGGGUGGUGCUGAGGGAAGCUGGGUUCCUGAGGCCUGUGGUCAUCUUUGGGCCAAUAGCAGAUGUGGCCAGAGAGAAACUGGCCAGGGAGGAGCCUGAUGUUUUUGAACUAGCAAAAACACAGCAACAACAAGGAGGGGAAAAGAGCGAGCCGAGGGAUGCAGGAACUGACCAGAAAAGCUCCGGCAUCAUUCGCCUACACACCAUUAAACAGAUCAUUGACCGGGACAAACAUGCAGUGCUGGACAUCACUCCUAAUGCAGUGGACCGUCUAAACUACGCUCAGUGGUAUCCAAUUGUGGUGUUCCUGAACCCAGACACAAAGCAGGGUGUCAAGAACAUGAGGACCCGACUCUGCGCAGAGUCUCGGAAGAGCGCCAGAAAGCUUUAUGAACGAGCCCUCAAAUUAAGAAAGAACAACCACCACCUCUUCACCACAACCAUUAACUUGAACAGCAUGAAUGAUGGUUGGUUUGGAGCACUGAAAGAGAUAAUCCAGCAGCAGCAGAACCAGCUUGUGUGGGUUUCAGAGGGCAAGGCUGACGGGGCAGCUGAGGAUGACCUGGACAUCCAUGACGACCGUCUGUCCUACCUGUCGGCGCCGGGCAGUGAGUAUUCCAUGUACAGCACCGACAGCCGCCACACCUCCGAUUACGAGGACACGGACACAGAGGGUGGAGCCUACACUGACCAGGAGCUGGACGAAACACUGAAUGACGAUGUGGGUCCACCUACGGAGCCUGCCAUCACCCGCUCCUCAGAGCCUGUCCGCGAAGACCCACCUGUCAUCCAGGACCCCCCAGGCUACGCUGGCUACCAACACACAGUGCAACCGGACCCGCUGAACCGCAUCGACCCGGCUGGGUUCAAGGCACCAGCGCAGCAGCAGAAAGCAGUGGCCGCUGCCAUCCCUAGCAUCCCCCAGCAGCAUGAGCCCCAGGCUGAGACAGUGCCCCCUGCUGUCGACGUUACUGUAAAAACUGUAGGGGGUCUGAGCCCUGACGAGGCUCCUGCAGCUCCCCUCAGCCAGCCAAGCCCCAUCCCAGAGGCUGGUUCACUUAGGAGGCCCACCCCUGAGCUAGCCUCUCAGAGCGUCACACCAGAACCUCUACAGUCUGGACUGGCCAGUCCAGAACCAAAGAUGUUUCAGACGGACCCAUACAGCACAGACAACACAGGGAGAAUUGGUCACAGCAUGAAGCCUGCGACUUACAGCCCUCAGCAGGGAUAUCACGCUGACCAGCAGCCAUACAGAGAUUAUGACCACCCGCCUAGUCGGUAUGAUGUCAGCAGCGGAGGUGGUUUCCAAGAACCAAAGUACCGUAACUUUGACUCUCACGCGCCCUUCGAGAACAGUGUGCCUCAUUACGACCAGCAGCAGUGGAACCCCUACAACCAGCCACUCUCUACUGCCAACUCCCAGGGUUUCGAUCCCCGUUUGCCAUACAGUGACGGCCCUGAAUCCCAGUACACCCCUCCGCUCCGCUACGACGAGCCUCCACCUCAGCAGGGAUUCGACGGACGGCCUCGCUACGGUAAACCGACAGGUCCAGCGCCUGUCCGUUGUGAUGAUCCCCCACCUCCUGCUCCGGGGCUUGACCUGCACUACGACCAGGAUUCUCACCUGACCACAUACCCUUCAGCUGCCCGCUCCCCAGACCCCGCUGCCCAGAGGCCUGCCUAUAACCAGGGACCAGCACCGCAACAAAAAGGCUACAAACCUCAGCAGUAUGACCCUGCUCCUGUGAACUCUGAAACCAGCCCCACACCACCUCCCAAAGCAGAGGCCCCCUCACCUUCUCCUGCGGAUGCUCUAAAGCCUGCCGCUGCCAGAGAUGUGCCACAGGAGGACGACCCCGCCAUGCGGCCACAGUCUGUCCUGACGAGGGUCAAGAUGUUUGAGAACAAACGCUCCGUGUCCAUGGACCGAGCCAGAGAUGCAGGUGAUUCAUCUGGGAACAAGGCUGCUGAUUUACCCUUGAAAGCAGGAGGAGUAAUCCCAAAGGCUAAUUCUCUGAGCAACCUGGAUCAAGAGAAGACCUUUAGAGCCCCAGAGCCUCAGAAGCCUCAGCCAAGCCAAGUAGCUGAUGACAUUGUGCGUUCAAACCAUUAUGACCCUGACGAGGACGAGGACUUCUACAGGAAACAGCUCUCUUACUUUGACAGGCUCCAAGCUGGCCCCACCAAACCCCAGCCACAAGCACAAACAACCCACAAUUACCCCAGGUCGGAGUCUGUGGAGAAACCAAGUCCAGUGGAGAAAAGAUAUGAGCCAAUUCCCCAGGUGACCCCUUCUCUGCCACCAGCCACACUGCCCAAACCCUCACCUGAAGCCAAGCCUGCAGCCCGAGAGGAUACAGUUCAGACCAACUUCCUGCCUCACAAAAGUUUCCCUGAGAAGUCUCCGGUUAAUGGCACAAGUGAACAGCCCCCAAAAACUGUUACUAACACCGGGGCUCCACCAGCAUCCAGCUACAACCGCUACGUGCCCAAACCCUACACCACCUCUGCCAGACCUUUUGAGCGCAAGUUUGACAGUCCUAAAUUCAACCACAACCUUCUGCCCAAUGACAAACCAGAGAUCGCUCCGAAGGGUCGGAGUACCAGCCCAGUGAAGGCUCAGAUACCCCCACAGCCCCAGAACACAGACCCCGACAGCGGUGUGGACACUUUCACACGCACUAUGGACCACCGCUCCAAAUACCAGCACAAUAACAUCAACGCUGUGCCCAAGGCCAUCCCUGUGAGCCCCAGUGCCCUGGACGAUGACGAUGACGAAGAUGAGGGCCACACAGUGGUUGCGACUGCUCGAGGUAUCUUCAACAGUAACGGUGGUGUCCUGAGCUCCAUUGAGACAGGUGUUAGCAUCAUUAUCCCACAGGGAGCAAUCCCUGACGGUGUGGAGCAGGAGAUCUACUUCAAGGUCUGCCGAGACAACAGCAUCCUGCCACCACUCGACAAGGAAAAAGGAGAGACCCUUCUCAGCCCGCUGGUGAUGUGUGGACCUCAUGGCCUCAAGUUUUUGAAGCCUGUGGAGCUACGCUUACCACACUGUGCGUCAAUGACCCCUGAUGGUUGGUCUUUUGCUCUAAAAUCCUCCGACUCCUCGUCGGGUGACCCAAAAAGCUGGCAGAACAAGUCUCUCCCCGGAGACCCCAACUACCUGGUGGGAGCCAACUGUGUUUCUGUGCUCAUUGACCACUUUUAAAAGAUGGGCAGGUGUGAUGUUACUGAAUGUGGAUCCAUGGGAUAAAAGGCAGAGGAUGGACACACAUAAACACACACACGCGCGCACACAAACACACACACACUGACAGAUGCACUCCAAAUAAACAUAAACACAUCUUACGAUGAAGAAGAUCCAGUCAGUGCUGUUUACUGCGCCCAUGGAUGAAGGAGAGACACUGAUGAUCGUUUGCAAACUCUUUUCCCCCCUCAAUUAAUUAAGUUUUGAAGUGAAAUGAAACCAUUGAUGCAUGCCCCAUGCCACUGAGGAUUGACACUAUAUGUAAGGCAAUGUUUAAUGUAAUUCUGAAAUGAAUAUAAAUGAAUGGAUGGUUUUUGAAGUUGUGCAACCAGUGUACAUACUUUUAAAAAAAAAAACCUGUGUUGGUAUAUUUAUGCUAUAUAUGCAUACAGUAUAUAUAGUAGUAUAGAGAAAACUUACUAAAAAUAUAUGAAGUCAACAUGUUUUUUUUUUCAGUUCAGGUGGCUGAAUUAUAAAUAUGUAUCUCCACGUUUUUUCCACUUAUUAAUGAAGGUUUGAGAAAGAAGUGAGAUAAAGCAGUGACGGUGACAUUUGCAAGUAUCUGUUGAAGGAAACAUCAGCUGGACAUGAACCCAAGCGGCACACUUACAGACUUGUUCUUCCUUAACUUCUUCCUUCCUUCCUUUUUCUUACAGUAAUAUCUCGUAGCUUGAUUUCUUACCGAGUACCACAUCUCUCCUUCCAGCCUGAGGGAGAUCUAUGCAUGUUCUUUACUCAGGUCCAGUAGCCUCCUCAGUUCCUUCUCCACAUCUCAGUUUUUCUCUUUCUUUCUCUCUACUUCUUCUUCUUCUUCUCCUUCUCUCUUUUUCUGUCUCUCUCUGUGCACUCUCGCACUCACACACAAAUAAGCAGCGAUGCCUUAUCUGCAGAUUAUUCACUUUUCAUUAAGAAAAAAAUAAGUUAUGAUAAAUUAUGGUAUAAUGUCAUUUUGUUUUGCCAUUUUUUGUGAACCCACUGUAUAAAUGAACUUGGGUUUAGCACACAAUAACGGUUGAUAAAGGAUAACAAAGGUAUGCUCUUCUUUUAUCUGCUAUGCAUUACUUAAAAAAAAAAAAACAACAGAAAAGAAAUGGCUGUAAAUAAAGCUAGCAUAUUGCCUUGGUUCUUUGGUUUGUAAAUGAACUUUUUGUAAGUCUUUCUUUUUUGUAUAAAACUUAGAGAAAACAUGUUUUAAAAAGUGGAAGAACGUGAACGUGGUUAUCUUUGUAUUCUGGAUAUACCCUCGAGCCUUGGAACUUAUAACCUGACGAUAAUUCAUCACACCUUUUCUACCAGUAUGUUCACACUCAAUUACGGUCAUUUAAAAAAAGGUCUUUUUAAAGUUAUUUAAGGAUCAGGAAAGUACUUGGGCUAAAAUACAUUUAAAACAUGUUCUUUUAAAAGGGUGUGCUCUCAAAGUGUCCCCCUCACCGAUUUGUGAUACUGGAUGCUGUAUUGUGUGCCCUUAAAUGUAUUUUUGUACUAAUAGACAAUAUAUUAUGUAUGGCACACCAGUACCAUUUUAUUUUUAGAUAUAACACGGCUUUAAUUGGAUAUUAGCUCUUCACGUGUGGCUGACUUUUUUUUUUCUCCUCUGCAACACAAUUUUAAGUAUACCACUGUAUUAAUAAAUAAAAUCAUUUUUAAAGUAAAGAG